This is a messenger RNA of Acyrthosiphon pisum (pea aphid), 1794 nucleotides long. RefSeq lists its product as uncharacterized. Bases 336 to 1439 code for a protein of 367 amino acids. NCBI's taxonomy places the organism in Eukaryota, Metazoa, Arthropoda, Insecta, Hemiptera, Aphididae. The transcript has 4 exons. The record is from RefSeq and is a predicted model, not a curated record.
UGAUAAGUAGGCAAAUGUACGUGAGCAAUCUGUCUGAGCUGUCUGUCUUGUUCUUGUAGUUUAUACUCACUAUACUACUACCAAAUACUAUAGAUAAGAUCUAUGGUAUUUGCUACUACUCAGGUUUUAGUUGUAGUUAUACAACUUAAGUUACUGUCUGCUAGUAAAAAUGAUAAUUACAAAGCAGGUAUGUAGAAAAAUUGCUAUUUAGUAAUUCGUAGUGGAUGUAAUAAAUUGUAAUUUACCGAGAAUGUAUAAAACAACGUUCUAAACAAAUUUCAAAGAUGUCAAAAUUAAUGAAUAUUAUAAAACAUUCAUAAAUCUCAACUGCAGCAAUGGUGUAUAGAAGCAUAACUGGAAAUAGGUCCAAAAUAUGUGCAUUGCCAAUGCCUCUAUUAAUGGGCUUUUUUAUUGGUAUUAUGUCAGUUUAUACUUAUUAUUUGGUUAUGAAUUAUGAAAACAACACAAAGUUAACUCCAGUUCCAGCUACACAUUUUAACAGUCAAAUAAAGUUGAAUCAUCGCCAUUAUCAUCUAGUGGAUCUAACAAAACCAACCAUAAAUCAUAAUAUAUCACUAUUGUGUCUUAUAUUUAUUAAUGAUAUAGACUCAUUACUUAUGCAACACAAUGUUUGGCUUGAUAAAUGUGGCAACAACAAAAUUUAUGUGAGUAAGCAAGAGCAUAAAUAUAUUGGUCAUGUUGUAACUGAUACUUAUUCUUCACAACCAUGGAAGUAUUACUGCCAGACUUUAAUGUUCUUACAUUACAAAUAUAAUUAUCAGAACAUUAAAUAUGAUUGGAUAUUUUUGGCCAAGGAUAAUGUUUGGUUAAUUUAUGAAAACUUAAUACAUUUAAUAUCAUUAUUGAAUGUCAAUAAACACAAACAUAAUUAUUAUGCUGGGCAAUACAUCAAUGGUACAUUAAAUAUCAACGCUGGUGUACUGUUUAAUACAAAUACAUUAACAGCUUUAGUGCAUUUAAUCAGUAAUAUGGAUGGUUGUAACUCGGAAGUAUCUAUCAGUGAAAGUCAAAUGUUAGAUUAUUAUUUAAGAAAACUGAAUAAUGUUAUACCAAUUAACAAUAUGGAUUCAUACGGUUGUACCUUGUUUCAUUCAAUAAAUCUUUUUAAAGGUUUUAAUGUAAAAAGCUUGAGACCUGAAAUACUUGAUAAAUGUAUGAGUAGAUUUGCUAUUACAUUUCAACUAGACUUAUCUUCAAAUCACUAUGCAAUGUUUUACAAGUAUGUCUUAUACAAAAUCAGAUUAGUAACCAAACAAGAUCUAAUGUCUAAUGCUAAUAGAAUUAUAGCAGAACCUUCCCCAGAAGAUGUAAAUAUUUGGAGGAGGGAAACACUUUAUGAAUUGAAUUACGAUCCUAGUAAUACGUCACAAACAGAUUUUUUUUACUACUGGUUUAAGAAACGUCAAAUCAUAUUAUAAUUGUUAAGUUCUAACUAUUUUAAUUUAGAUACAUUGGUUGUGGUUUCAGUGGUAUGGUUAACUAAAAAUUUCAAUUUAAAUUAUUCUUAUCCAAUAUUCACCAAUAACUAUUCUCAGUCAAUUUAUAUCAAACAUUUUGCUGAAAAUAGAAUUUGAUUCACAAUACUGUUUUAUGGAAUUACCCUUUAUAUUAUUUUCUUUCCAUACCAUUGUAAUAUUUAAAAAAACAGGGUAUAAUUUGUAUUUUUAAGGCAAGUAUUUGUAAUUUGUAACGGAAGCAUACAACUAACUUCUAGUCUGUAAAUUCUAGUGAAAUUAUGUAGCUAUUUUUAUUUUUUUGUAAUUAUGUUUGUUU